AUGGCACUGCUUCGCGCAUCGCGAAGCUCACUCGCCUGCUUCCCGCAAGCACUCGCCAUCGCAGUCGUCGCAUUUGUGUUGUUCGCAAUCGGCUCGCUCGCGGCCGCUCAUCCGUCAAUUCGCGGCGUCGCCCCUCAAGACGUGGCGUACUUCUCGGGCAGCGAGGUGCGGUGCCGCGACGGGUCGCGGUCAGUGGCAGUGCAGCGGGUGAACGACGACUUCUGUGACUGCGCUGACGGCACCGACGAGCCGGGCACGUCAGCAUGCGCGCUGGCGCGCUUCUACUGCGCCAACCGCGGCCACAUGCCGCUCACGCUCUUCUCCUCGCGAGUCAACGACGGCAUCUGCGACUGCUGUGACGGGUCGGACGAGUACGCCAGCGGGGCGGGCUGCAGCAACACGUGUGUGCAGAUGGGCGCCGAGACGCGCACCCAGCUGGUAGCUGACGUGGCGGCGGUGAGGGAGGGCGUGAAGCUGCGAGGCAAGGCGGUGGUGGGGCACGUGGCGCUGAGGGACAAGUGGGAGCGCGAGGUCACGGAGCUGGAGGAGCGGCGCGCACAGCUGGUGGAGCAGGAGAAGGCUCUCAAAGCGCGCAAGGAGGAGUUGGAGCGGCAGGAGGGGAGGGAGAAGGCGUGGAGGGCGAGGCUGGAGAGGGAGCAGCACGCCAGGGACGCCCUUGUGGCGCACACCCGCCCGCUGAGGACCACUGCUGCUUCUUCUCACGGCAGCAGCGGUGGCGGUGGUGAUGGCGACAGCAGUGGUGAUGAGGGUGGGGAGAGCGGUGGUGGUGGGGGAGAGGAGCAGGUGGCGGCAGAGGCCGAGGCGCUGUGGACUGGCGCCCAUGGGGCUGGUGGGGCGGGUGGGGCAGAUGGGGCAGAUGGUGGGAACGGUGUUGAUGGUGAUGGCAGUUCUGUGGAGGGCGCAGGGAGUGAGGAGAAAGGACAAGGAGAGGAGGGAGCAGCAGGGGGCGAGGGGGAAGGAGGAAGCGAGGAUUUUUCGGGUCUGUCAAAGGAGGAGAUGGGGCGGCGGAUUGCGUCCCGAUGGACUGGCGGGGGGGAGGGAGGGCAGCAGCACGAGGAGCACAGCGGGCAUGUGGCAGAGCACAGCGGGCAUGUGGCAGAGCACAGCGGGCAUGUGGCAGAGCACGCUGUGGAGGACGAGGGCUUGCCGCCCCCUGAUGUGGGCUAUGGUGAUCCGGAUGCGGUGCAGAGCGGUGAUGAUGAUCAUGAUCAUGACGACGACCAUGACUAUAGUGGCAAUGACGAUGAUGAGUACAAGGAGGAUGCUAAUAACGAGGAUGAGGACUACAACAAAGAUGAUGAGGAGGACGUGGAUGGGGAUGCUGAGAGUGAGGGGGAGGAGGAGGCAGCAGAUCUGGAGCAAGACAUGGGGGCAGGGGGAGGGGAGGCGGAUGAGGGCAAGGGAGGGGCAGGGGGGGAUAAAGGAGUAGGGGAGGAGGAGGAUGAGGAGGAGGGCGAGGUGAGUGUGGAGGAGUUGAAGCAGCUGGAGGAGUUCAACCCAGAUGACCCGCCAGCCGUGACACCUGUCAGUGUCUGGUUGGCUCGCACCCUCCACUGGCCCAUGGCCGUGUGUUCCCGCCUCUACUCCCUCGCUGCCCCCACGCCGCCCCUCACUCUCAACGCCUCUCGCGUGGAGGCAGCUCGGGAGGAGCACAGGGGGGUGGAGGAGCAGCUGAGGAAGGCCAGGAGCCGCGCCAAGGUGGUCAAGGACAAGCUCAAGCGCGACUAUGGGCCACACGGGGAGUUCUCCAACCUGGUGGACCGCUGCUUCUCCUUCAACGCCAACCAGCACUUCAAGCGGUUUGAGGAGGAGCACACGGUGAUGGCGUUUGAGGAUGGCGAGCACUGCUGGAACGGACCAGCCAGGAGCAUCAAGGUGCGGUUCAAGUGCGGGGCGGACGUGGCGGUGCUGGCAGUCGACGAGCCCAACCGCUGCGAGUAUGCGGCCACCAUGACCACGCCCUCAGUGUGCACGGAAGAAAAAGCCAAGGAGUUGGAGCAGCAGUUGGAGGCCAUGCUGAGGGACAUCCACCCCGCGCAUGAUGAGCUCUGA
Molecule: messenger RNA, 2073 nt
Organism: Closterium sp. Naga37s-1
Lineage: Eukaryota; Viridiplantae; Streptophyta; Zygnematophyceae; Desmidiales; Closteriaceae
Source: the annotation of a GenBank genome assembly